Messenger RNA from Lactuca virosa, 1319 nucleotides. NCBI's taxonomy places the organism in Eukaryota, Viridiplantae, Streptophyta, Magnoliopsida, Asterales, Asteraceae. The record is from the annotation of a GenBank genome assembly.
UAAAUUUUAAAAAAAUCAUACUUUUUUACUAGAAUGAGUCUAAGGUAUAGAUGCGACGAGAUUUUCAUGGAAAACCUGGUUAGGGUCGUGGUCUUCUUUGCCUCAGGUCAUUAGAUUGUUAUUGAGUUUCAUAAGUCUUCCCUUAAUUUUGGUGAACAUAAGUCAAAUAGUCAACAAAAAUCAAAGCUAAAGAAUCUUAUUUGGCGUUGAAACAAAAUUUGAAAUAUGGUAUUGUUCAUAUUUUUUGAAUCGGUCAAUCACAUGCUGGUAUCAUCAUCAUCCCUUAAUUUUCUGGUGCUGGAGAUGAAUAUCCGGUCAACAGAUUCAAAUUGAAUUUUCUAGCUCAAAUUGAAAUUUCCGCUAAUCCCUUUUAAAAGCCACCAUCCCCUCUCAGAAUUUCUGUCGACAUAAUCUCUUCAAAAACCUAGCUUCUACCAUUACCGCCUUUAUGUUUCUUCGUUCUUUUUUCCCGUCUUUGUGUGUGUUUAUCUGUGUUCAUUUGUUUAUUCGAGGUUCACCAUCAUCUGUCACAGUUGAUUUUGAGCUAUGCUAGGUAUAAGAGAAGAGAAGGGAGUGGUGUCGGCUGAUCUUUUGCCUCCUUCUCUUUUCUAGCAUCGCCGAUCGUGCUAUAAGGUGAAAGGGCUCUUAUUUGAUUCAUAGAGCUAUGAGGUGUAUUGCUAUUUUUCAACAUUUUUAUUCGACUUUCUGAUCCACAGAGUUAUGAGGUGCAUGGUUCAAGGGGCUAUGAGUUGACCUUUAAGAAAAACCUUAACUAUGUCUCCUCCAUCUAAUUUAUGUUCAUGUUUGUUGCAGAUUACAUGGAGAUAAAAUGUUAUAGAGUCUUUUUUUUCUUAUUUUUUGAGCAGGAGGAAUCAAGCAAUUAACAUUUUGAUUGAAAGUUUAGGGUUAUUAUUCCUAUUGGUUGGUGAUUGAAUGUGGAUCUUAUUCUUGACGAGGUACAGUUCUCAGCCCUCUCUCUUUAUCCGCCCAAAUAACGAGCUAAUCACUUUUAUGAACUGUAAGUCUAAUUUUAUAGAAAGGUUUCAAGAUAAUAGCAAUGGAUUAAUGGUUUGUGAAUGGUGGAGUCUCAAAUUAUUGAGAAAAUUAAAAAAGCUAAGAACAAGGUUGAGCUAUAGAAGAUGAAGGCAGAGAGUGAAAUGUUAAGUGGGCUACAAUCAUGAUAAUUAAUAGCUUUUAUUGUUUUUUUAAUAUAAAAUGAUGACAUGUAUAUAUGUUUAUCUGUAUGGAGUAAAAGAUUGAGUAUGUUUUUUUAUCCUUUUUUUUAUAAAGAAAGGCAUAUGAUGAAAGGUUUAGCUGGU